Molecule: messenger RNA, 504 nt
Organism: Aureococcus anophagefferens
Lineage: Eukaryota; Pelagophyceae; Pelagomonadales; Pelagomonadaceae
Exons: 1
Coding region: 1-504 (167 amino acids)
Biological process (GO): stabilization of membrane potential; potassium ion transmembrane transport
Cellular component (GO): membrane
Molecular function (GO): potassium ion leak channel activity
Source: RefSeq, a predicted model, not a curated record
AUGGUCUGCGGCUUGCUAGCCCUGGGCACGGUGUGCUACAAGUUCAUCGAGGACACGACGGUGACCGUGGCCUUUUACUGGACCGCGGUGUCCGUGACGACCGUCGGCUACGGCGACGUCUUCCCGAGCACGCGGGGCGGCAAGAUCUUCGCGAUGUUCUUCCUCCUGGGGGGCUGCGGCGUCAUGGCCAAGGCCGUGGGCGACGUCGCGGGGCUGCCCCUCGAGCGGCGGAAGCGGCGCAACGAGCAGGCGGUCCUCGCGCAGUACGGCGAGGACCUGGACCCCGACGAGUUCCACGAGAUUUUGACGUCCUUCCGGGACCUGGGCCUCGCCGCGGCGAGCGACGGCUCCUGCUCGAAGACGGAGUUCGUGCUGAGCAUGCUGCUGAAGCUCGACCGCGUCAACCAGCACGACAUCCGGCGGUGCGCGCGCGUCUUCGACGACCUCGACAUCGACAAGAGCGGCCGCCUCGACAAGGCGGACCUGACGAAGAAGGAGUCCUGA